Messenger RNA from Salvia miltiorrhiza (redroot sage), 1213 nucleotides. Its product is annotated as protein ELC. Gene Ontology annotation, biological process: protein modification process; protein transport; endosome to lysosome transport. Gene Ontology annotation, molecular function: ubiquitin binding. The transcript has a single exon. NCBI's taxonomy places the organism in Eukaryota, Viridiplantae, Streptophyta, Magnoliopsida, Lamiales, Lamiaceae. The coding region runs from base 113 to 1081 and encodes 322 amino acids. The record is from RefSeq and is a predicted model, not a curated record. Gene Ontology annotation, cellular component: ESCRT I complex.
GAGUCGUCUUUAUAAAUAAUUAGCACGAAAGCAACCAUUUGUUGCAUGCCAAUCCCACAUAUCUAUAUUAGUCAGUCUCCAAAUCUUUCACAAUAUCCAUAUAUCUAAUCACAUGAGAAAUUCAUCAACAAGAUUCAUCGAAGACGCCCUCUUCUGCUCCGACCCGUUGGCCCUAUCCUACUCCGACCCGGAUCAGAAAUGGAUCAUCCGGCAACACCUCAUCUCCCUCCUCCACGACUUCCCUUCACUCAAACCCUCCGUCGCCGUCUUCACCCACAACGACGGCACCGACGUCAAGCUCCUCCUCGCCUCCGGCGACCUCCCCGUCUCCCCGCCCGUGCCCCUCACCAUUUGGGUGCACGAGCUUUACCCUCACGUGCCGCCGAUCGUCUACGUAAACGCCGCCCCCCACCCCAUCCACGACCACUACCCCUUCGCCGACCCCGCCUCCGGCGCCGCCGCCUCCGCCUACAUCGCCAGCUGGCACUUCGCCAGGUCCACCCUCUCGGGCCUGGCCCACAAUCUCGUCAGGCUCUUCUGUCACAGCCACCCGUUUUGCCACACGGGUGGCUCUGACAGCUGGGCCCACCACCCGUCCCUCGCGUCCAGGAUGGAGGCGACGGACAGGCUGGCGUGCUCGGUCUACUCCGACGCCGCGGCUAUGGCGACGGAGGCGCGGCGGGAGAUAGAGGAUCUGGCGGCGGUGCAGGCUGCGCUGAAGGAGAGGAGCGAGGCCCUGGCGAUCGCGGUGAGGCAGCUGGAGGGGGAGCGGAGAGGGCUCAAGUGGAGAUCGGAUAAGAUGAGCGAAGAAGCAGACAGAUUGCAAAACUGGCUCAAAGUGUACGCGGGCUGCGCCGCCAUUGACGAUGCGUUUGAAGGGGUGGAUGCGUGGAGUGAGACGGCCAUGGAUCUAUUGGCGGCGGAUCGGGCGGCGGAGGAUUUGUUGUAUAAAUUGGAGGAAGCGGUUGGAGCAGGUGUUGUGGGUUUUCAUGUUUAUAUCAAGCAGGUGAGAGUGUUGGCCAGAGACCAGUUUUUCAUUAGAGCUAAGAUCAACAUGAUUUCAACUACUUUCCAAUUCUAACACCCUUUUUUUAGCACAUGUGUUAAACUUAGAUUAAUUAUGUAUUAUGGAGUUCUUUGAUUUGAGUGAUAAGGUAUAAUUGAUAAAAUAAAUUUAAGUUAAUUAAGUAUUUGAUUUCUAUGAUUCAGCCUA